This is a messenger RNA of Pelodiscus sinensis (Chinese soft-shelled turtle), 3452 nucleotides long. The record is from RefSeq and is a predicted model, not a curated record. NCBI's taxonomy places the organism in Eukaryota, Metazoa, Chordata, Testudines, Trionychidae.
AUGUCUCGGCUCUUGAAUCAGAUUCCAGCUUCCUGUGUUCCCAAGGCGCCUGUUAGCAAACGUCGGCGGAACUCCUUCGCCCGCAGCCUCCGGCGCAUUUCUGACCCUCUCCGGCUGCAGAGGAGGAAGCGGAACGAGGCCGUAGCCCAGACAGUCUCUCCCCGGCGUCCCUGCUUUCUGAGGCUGCGGCAGGGGGGGCCCCCCCCCAGAUGGGAAAGCGCCCACAGCCUGUGCUUCAGCUGCGCCCACCGCAUCCUGGUGUCCAGCUGCUCCUCCGGCGAGCCCCUCGCUGCCUUCCAGUGCCCCACCUGCCGCUAUGUCAUCUCCCUGAGCCCCCGCGGCCUGGAGGGCCUCAAGCGGAAUGUGACCCUGCAGAACAUUAUCGAGCGCUUCCAGAAGGCCUCCCUGAGCGGCCCCAACUCCCCCAGCGAGAGCCGCAGAGAGCGGGCGCGCCGCCGGAGCCCGGCCAUGUCCAGCGACAGGGUGGCCUGCCAGUUCUGCGAGCAGGAGCCGCCGCGGGACGCCGUGAAGACCUGCAUCACCUGCGAGGUGUCCUACUGCGACCGCUGCCUGCGGGCCACGCACCCCAACAAGAAGCCCUUCACCAGCCACCGCCUGGUGGAGCCCGUGCCCGACGCGCACUUCCGUGGGCUCACGUGCCUGGAGCACGAGAACGAGAAGGUGAACAUGUACUGUGUCGCCGACGACCAGCUCAUCUGUGCCUUAUGCAAACUGGUGGGGCGCCACCGGGAUCACCAGGUGGCGUCGCUGAGUGACCGAUUCGAGAAGCUCAAGCAAACCCUGGAGACGAACCUCACCAACCUGGUGAAACGCAACAGCGAACUAGAAAACCAGAUGGCCAAGCUGAUACAGAUCUGCCAGCAGGUGGAGGUGAACACGGCCAUGCACGAGGCCAAGCUGAUGGAGGAGUGUGAUGAGCUCAUGGAGAUCAUCCGGCAGCGCAAGCAGGUGAUCGCGGUGAAGAUCAAGGAGACGAAGGUUAUGAAGCUGAGGAAGUUGGCCCAGCAGGUCGCUAACUGCCGGCAGUGUCUGGAGCCCUCCACAGUUCUCAUCAAUCAAGCGGAGCAUAUUCUGAAGGAGAACGACCACGCCCGGUUCCUGCAGACCGCCAGGAACGUGGCCGAGAGGGUCGCCAUGGCAACUGCAUCCUCUCAGGUGCUGAUACCAGAUAUCAAUUUUAACGAUGCCUUUGAAAACUUUGCUUUAGACUUUUCCAGAGAAAAGAAGCUGCUGGAGGGGCUGGAUUAUCUAACAGCACCCAAUCCGCCGUCUGUCCGAGAGGAGCUCUGCACGGCUUCCCACGACACCAUCACCGUCCACUGGCUCUCGGAGGACGAGUUCAGCGUCAGCUCCUAUGAGCUGCAGUACACCAUCUUCACCGGCCAGGCCAACUUCAUCAGUCUGUACAACUCCAUGGACAGCUGGAUGAUUGUCCCCAACAUCAAACAGAACCACUACACCGUGCACGGCUUGCAGAGCGGCACCCGCUACAUCUUCCUGGUGAAGGCCAUAAACCAGGCUGGCAGCCGGAACAGCGAGCCGGCCAGGCUCAAGACAAACAGUCAGCCCUUCAAGUUGGAUCCCAAACUGGCUCACAAGAAGCUGAAGCUGUCCAACGACGGGCUGCAGAUGGAGAAGGACGAGAGCUCCUUGAAGAAGAGCCACACGCCCGAGAGGUUCAGUGGGACUGGGUGCUACGGCGCUGCAGGCAACAUCUUCAUCGACAGCGGGUGCCAUUACUGGGAGGUGAUGGUGGGGUCCUCCACCUGGUACGCCAUUGGCAUCGCCUAUAAGUCAGCCCCCAAGAACGAGUGGAUCGGCAAGAACUCCUCCUCCUGGGUCUUCUCCCGCUGCAACAGCAACUUUGUGGUGAGACACAACAACAAGGAGAUGCUGGUGGACGUUCACCCGCAGAUGAAACGCCUGGGCGUGCUCCUGGAUUACGACAACAAUGCCCUGUCCUUCUACGACCCGGCCAAUUCCCUCCAUCUCCACACCUUCAGCGUGUCCUUCGUCCUGCCCGUGUGCCCCACCUUCACCAUCUGGAACAAGUCGCUGAUGAUCCUGUCAGGCCUGCCAGCGCCGGACUUCAUCGAUUACCCAGAGCAGCAGGAGUGUAACUGCCGGCCGCAGGAGUCCCCAUACGUCUCAGGGAUGAAAGCCUGCCACUGAGCAGCAGCCAGCUCCAGGGCGGAGCACGGGGAAGGCUCCUAGGGCUUCUGAGCAGCUGGACUGGAAAGCAGGCCCUGCCGCCAGGGACCCCGCGCUCUGCCAGCGAGCCCCCUUCCCCCCGCCACGGGAAACACGAAACUUUGCAGGCGAUGGAAAUAGACUUCGUGGCGGAACUCCGUUUGCGCGGGAGGGGAUUGCGAAACUCUGGUGGUGGCAGGGGAGCGUUCCUCCAGCUGGACCGUCCCGCUGCUCAUUUGGGGCGAGUGGAGAGGGGGAUGGGCAGUGCGGGUUGCAGGGACCUUUAGGAGAUGUGGGGAGGGGACGGGGUGGCCUGGUAGAGGAGCAGGCCAACUGGCUCCGUUCCGGGGGGGGGGGCCACCAGCCGUGUCUCAGGAAGGAUCCGUCCCGGCAGCGGCACAGCUUUCGGUGCCACCCAGCAAGGUUGCCACAGCCACGUGGAGCCAGUCACGCCCUCGCCAACUUCCGAGGGUGGGACCCGCUGGGAGCAGCUGCGUGUUUAACUGGCGGGGUGCACGGCUCCUGCCGCUCGAGGGGGGCUGAGACCUGAAAUCCAGCUCUCCCCGGCGCUCCCUUUCCUUCCGUUGUCACUGCUCCUAUGGGAGGCUCUGCCUCGAUAGCCAGGGAGGCUCCGGCCCCGCUCGGGCGGGCACCCAGUCUGUGUGAAAUGCACCAGCGGAGGUGGUGGGCGGUGGAGAGCCAGGACCCACCAAGCAACGCUGCUGCUUGGCCCAGAGCUAGGUUGAGACGUGGCUGUCCCCAGCCUCUCCUGGGAUAGCCUAGGCCGCCCCCUGGAAAGCGUGUGUGCCCUGGGAGUGGGGCAGGAGCCCCGAGGGACCUGGGGCUGCCCCCAGGCAGGGGGAGGGGAGGCUGGCCAGGCAGCAUGUCUCCAGAGAAGCAGAAAGCCAGUGGAUGUGAGGUGUGACUACUGUAGAGCACAAGGACUGUUCAUUAUUUAUGACCUAGAGCUGGAUCGCGGCCCCGCGCAGCCCUGCUCUGAAUGCACUUUCUCCUCUGGGCGCCGGGGGGGGCUGGGCUCCAAGGCAGGAAAACCCCGAGGACAGUUGUGAGCACGGCAGCGUGGCCUACAGCGUUCUCUGGCCAGGGCCGGCAACCCCACCCCCUCGCACGCAGAGACUUGCCCCAUGCCUUUGUGCCCCCCAUGUCCCGCCUGGUCUGACCCCGUCGGGCUGGGACCUCAUGCCCUCACUGGAACCAGGACUGAGCAGGGACGACCGGCC